Molecule: messenger RNA, 402 nt
Organism: Hydractinia symbiolongicarpus
Lineage: Eukaryota; Metazoa; Cnidaria; Hydrozoa; Anthoathecata; Hydractiniidae
Exons: 1
Coding region: 1-402 (133 amino acids)
Source: RefSeq, a predicted model, not a curated record
AUGGGUGGCCCAACUUCCUCUGUGGUAGCUGAAAUAUAUAUGCAGGCUGGUGAGACUACAGCCUUAACAACUGCAGAUCAAGCUCCAAGAGUUUGCAAAAGAUUUGUGGAUGACGUCGUUUUGAUAAUUAAAAGAGCACAUCUAAGCGCAUUUCAUGAACAUGUUAGUAAUUUGCACCCAAAGAUUCAAUUUACAGUUGAACACGGGAAGAACGUUACACUUCCUUUCUUAGACUCGCUAGUGUCUCGCAACGGUGGUAACUUAUCAGUAUCAGUAUACCGCAAACCAACUCAUACUGAUCAAUAUCUCAACUACACAUCUAAUCACCAAAUGUCCUGCAAAGAAAGUGUAGUCUCAUUACUGGACAGGGCAGUCAAUGUAGUCAGUGGAGAGAAUAACUGA